This is a messenger RNA of Oppiella nova, 1083 nucleotides long. The record is from the annotation of a GenBank genome assembly. Lineage: Eukaryota; Metazoa; Arthropoda; Arachnida; Sarcoptiformes; Oppiidae.
UGGACUGAGUCCCGGUCCACUGGCAAUAGACUCGGAGCUUAUACUGAACACUACAACUCGGAAAUUGAAUACUUCUUCAAGAAGCAGGUGCUCUGUGGGCCCGAAUCGAGUGAUAGUCGAGAAGUAUUAUCCGAAGGACACCACGAAUUCUUGUUUGUAUUUCAGCUGCCGAACGGAGGAAUCUCCACAUCAUUUGAGGGGAAAUAUGGAAACGUUAGGUAUUGGCUGAAAGCGGAGGUGGAGAAGCCGUGGGGGUUCAACCAUAAGACCAAAAAAGCAUUUACUGUCAUCAGUCCCAUCGAUAUUAAUAGACGAGAAUAUUUGAUUCCAGUGGAGAAUAGUAUUGAAAAAUCAUUGUGUUGUCUGUGCUGUACGUCGGGGCCCAUACACCUCUACGCCAGGACUGAUAGGACGGGUUAUUGUCCCGGCGAAUCCAUAUCAAUAACGGCUGAGUUUGAGAACCACUCGCGACGGGCGAUCAUACCUCACGCCACGCUAUACCAGUCGCAGACAUUCCUGGCCAGCGGUAAAUCCCGGUGCCGUCGCUUCAAGUUUACAAUAGUGACGGGUCUGGCGAUACAGCCACGACGGACGGCCAACUGGGACUCACAACUGCUGAAAAUACCGGCCGUUUCGCCGUCUAUUGUCAACUGUUCGCUCAUUAAAGUGGAAUAUGCCGUCAGAAUCACGUUACAGAUACCCCUCAUCGCAUACAAUCUGUCCGUUUACUUACCCAUCGUCGUGGGCACAGUACCCCUCAGGGCACACAACUCCCAGUAUAGAAACCCACUGAUGAGGCCAUCGGAAGCCCGCAUCACUUUCUACCCGCCGGUGCCCUCGUAUUCGGCGCUAGAGUUGGACGAGACGGGUUAUUGUCCCGAUAUUGGGGACGACGAGGACGGGGACAUCAUAGGAGACACACGAUUCACACCAAUGUAUGCCUACGUUCACAACUAUAGUCCAGCGCUGCCUCCACCCGCAUAUUCUGAGUACGUAAGACACGGACACAUCCGCGUCGGACCCGAUGGGGUGACAGAUCGGGCAUCCGGUGAGAAAUCACGAGGACUUCAUCUCAUGGACCGA